Molecule: messenger RNA, 1224 nt
Organism: Ylistrum balloti
Lineage: Eukaryota; Metazoa; Mollusca; Bivalvia; Pectinida; Pectinidae
Exons: 9
Coding region: 1-1224 (407 amino acids)
Biological process (GO): NADPH regeneration
Cellular component (GO): cytoplasm
Molecular function (GO): nucleotide binding; oxidoreductase activity
Source: RefSeq, a predicted model, not a curated record
AUGGCGCACCUAGCGAAGAGGAUAGUAUUUUCACCUGUCCGUAGCUUUCUACCCGCAGCACGUUGUCACACUGGAAGAGUGGAUGUAAAACGUGAUCUUUUGAGCAAGGAAGUUUCUAAAUAUUCUAUACUUCGGCGUUUACUGUGCUCAUCUGUCGAAACACAGCCCACCUCUACAGAAAAGAAGGUCACAUCAGGACAGAGACAAUACAAUGUUGGAGUGUUUGGUGCUGGACGGAUAGCCUCAACAGUUCAUAUUAAGAACAUCCUGAAGAACAGACGUCUUAACCUAAAAUGGAUUGUGGAUGACUCUGCAGAGGCUGUGUCCAGCUGUAAGGAACUCCAUUAUCUACAUCAGAUUCCAUUUCAUGAAAGCGGUGAACGGGAAUCACUUCUCAAUGAUGAAAGCUUGGACGCCGUAUUUGUGUUCACUCCUACCGAUACACAUGCUGAUUACAUUUGUGAGAGUCUGAGUAGAGGAAAAGCCGUGAUGACUGAAAAGCCUUGUGGAGAAACAUACAGUGAGAUAAAACGAUGUUACGAUUUGGCCGAACACGUUAACAAACCUCUCCUCACAGGCUUUCAGAGGAGAUUCGACACAACAUUUCAAGAAGUAUUUCAGGCGUCUAGAAGUAAAGCCCUUGGAAAUUUAAGAUUCCUGAGAGUCACCGGCCGAGAUUCUCCAAAACCAUCUUAUGAGUUUUUGAAAAAUACAGAUGUAAGCGGAUGUAGUUUGAUAUCAGACAUGGCUGUCCACGAUAUAGAUACGACAGUUUGGUUAACUUCUGCAGAGCGACCAGUUUCUAUCUAUACAAUGUCUCAUAUGCAUGACCCGAUCAUGAAAGAAGUAGGUCAACCCGAUUCUGCUGUCAUGGCGCUGAAAUACGGAAGUGGAUUAUUGGUGAUUAUAGAUUCUGAUAGAGAAUCGCCGUAUGGCUACGAUAUGCGGAUAGAGAUGUUCGGAACAGAAGGUAUGGCGAUGGCAGAAAACCCAAGGGUAUCUGCUUCCUUGGUUGAUAUUCAACAAGGUGGAAAACUGAACAAGCUGUACCACUCUUUCCCCCAAAGAUUUGAGGCAGCUUUUGAAAAAGAAAUCGACCACUUCAUAGAUUGUUUGGAUGGAAAAGAUACACCACUUAUAAAGAAGGAAGAGUGCCUUCUAACUAUGGAAAUCGUAGAGAAAGGAGUGGAAUCAUUUAAAACAGGAAAAGUGGCCUAUCUGUGA